UGUAGUCGUCAGUUUAAGAUUGGUGUUGUUGACGGGCUGUGAUCGGAUUCGUUUAAUCCAUGUCGGUGUGUGUGUGUGUGUGUGCGUGUGCGCGUGCGUGCCUGCCUGCCUGCCUGUCUGCCUGCGUGUGUGUGUAUAUCUAUGUUUGUGUGACUCAGCAGUGUGCUGAUUCUAUGUCGAACGCAAACCCCCAUCCACGUAGAUCUUAGCCAGGAGCAGUGCAUCGGACGCGGGUUGGUCGGUACCGAGUGGAGGAAUGCCUGCCGGUGUUUGUGGAUGUUGUGGUCCUCUGCGGCCACGCUAUAAGCAUCUAGUGGACAAUAUUUUUCCAGAGGACCCCAAGGUAAACUCAGAAAUGAUGGAUUGGUCAAAUCAGAUAUGGAGAAGUUAACGUUUUAUGCGGUGUCGGCACCAGAGAAGCUGGACCGCAUUGGCGCGUACCUCGCCGAGCGCCUCAGCAGAGAUGUGGUACGACACCGCUACGGGUAUGUGGUAAUUGCGAUGGAGGCCUUGGAUCAGUUGUUGAUGGCUUGUCAUUCUCAGAGCAUCAAGCCAUUUGUGGAGAGCUUCUUGCACAUGGUGGCCAAACUGCUGGAAUCCAGAGAACCAGAUUUACAAGUGCUGGGCACCAACUCAUUUGUGAAGUUUGCGAACAUUGAGGAGGACACGCCCUCUUAUCAUCGCAGAUACGACUUUUUCGUCUCCCAGUUCAGCGCUAUGUGUCACUCCACACACGAGGACCCAGAAACCCGUUCCAGGAUACGUGUGGCUGGAAUUAAAGGUCUUCAGGGUGUCGUUAGAAAGACUGUGAAUGAUGAACUGCAGGCAAUCAUCUGGGAGCCUCAACACAUGGAUAAACUCAUCCCUUCCAUGCUGUUCAACAUGCAAGACAACGAGGACUCUGAGAGGUCUGGAGAGGAGAAUCCGGCUUCAUUGGCGGAGAGUUGUUUUCGAGAGUUGCUGGGUCGCGCUGCUUACGGCAACAUGAACAAUGCUGUGCGUCCUGUGCUUGUACAUUUAGACAACCAUCGUCUGUGGGAGCCAAACGAUUUUGCUGUGUCCUGUUUCAGGAUAAUCAUGUACUCAAUACAGGCCCAGCAUUCUCACCAUGUAAUCCAGCAAGUGUUGUCUCACCUUGACACCCACAGUAAGAACAUACCACGUGUCAGGGCAGGCAUCGUUCAGGUGCUGCUGGAGACAGUUGCCAUAGCAGCCAAAGGUUCAAUCGGUCCCACAGUCCUGGAAGUGUUUAACACCCUGUUGAAGCAUCUGCGGAUGAGUGUGGAUUUUGAACUGGGUGAAGGAUCGCGCAGGAACUCUGCAAGCAGCCUUUCCUCCACCCGCACCAAAGAAAGCGAAGAGCGCAUCGUACAAAACGCCAUCAUACAAACCAUCGGUUUCUUUGGAGGCAAUCUUCCUGAUUAUCAGAGAGCAGAAGUGAUGAUGUUCAUAAUGGGGAAAGUUCCAGUUUACGGCACGCCCUGCCACACCCUGGACACCGUCAAGAUUGGGCAUCAGGGCACCAAGAGAAUUCAAAUGAUGCUGCUCAGUUCUCUCAUUAUGGUGACAUCAGGGUUUAAGUGUAAAACGAUGUGUGCUGGUUUGCCCGUUGCUUUUCUCGAGCCGUUAUGCUCCAUCUCUCUGAUGGAAGACAGUGAACUUCGGCAACUUGUCCUGGAGAUCCUGCACAACAUCACUGAUCGCCAUGACAACAGAGCCAAACUCCGUGGGAUCCGAAUAAUUCCUAAUGUAGCUGCUCUGAAGAUCAAAAGAGAGAAAAUCUCCAAACAGGAUGUUGUUUUCAUGAAAAAGCAUGGGCAGCAGUUAUACAGACACAUCUAUCUGGGUUGUAAGGAGGAAGAUAACGUACAGAAGAACUUUGAGCUGCUUUUCACAGCUCUGGCCCUCAUUACUAUUGAACUGGCCAAUGAGGAGGUGGUGAUUGACCUCAUGCGGCUGUCCAUCGCCCUACAGGACAUGGCCUUGACCAAUGAGGAGAACAUGCCCAUAUUCAUUCGCUGUGGCAUUAUGGCACUGGUCGCCGCCUACCUCAACUUUCUCAGCCAGAUGAUUGCAAAUCCAUCGUUCUGCCAGUACGUCAGCAAGGUGAUUGAGCUGAGGAAUAUGGAUGCUCCAUACCUGCUGCCUGAACACGUCUUCAGAGAGAAGUGUGUGCUCCCAGAUUCUCUGGAUCGGGAUGAUAUCAGUCUGUAUUUUCAGACAGCUGAUUUGGCAGAAGCUCUGACUGUACCUGGAUAUAACGUGGAGAGACUGGCUGCACCUUACAUUCCCCAGGUUACAGUUCUAUACACAGUAGGAAAGAUUCUGCACAGAUGCAAACAGACAUCCAGAGACCGGAUGUCCCGUAGGAAGAGUUUUGUAGACACAAUUUCUCUCCAAGUUGACAUCCUUUCCAAUAGCUUACCGGAUCAGUCUCAGCUUGCAGAGGAGAUCACAUUUGAGACACUGAAGAAAGCCAUUGAAACCACAGGUUUGGAAGAGCAGGAGAGAGAAAGGAGACGGCAGGUGAUGGAAAAGUUCCAGAAAGCUCCUUUUGAAGAGAUUGCUGCCCACUGCGAGUCCAAGGCCAGCAUGCUGCAUGAUCGCUUGGCUCAGAUAUUUGAACUCACCAUUCGCCCACCCCCGAGCCCGUCGGGUACAGUGAGUGUGACAUCAGGCCACACCCAGUACCAGUCUGUGCCAGUCUACGAAAUGAAGUUCCCUGACCUCUGCGUGUACUGAGCAAAGACCUUUCACCUUUUACUGUGUUAUACAAACUCAAGUUGGCAUAUGACCACUAACGUUUUUCACACUUCAUAAGACCAUGUGCGUCAAAGCCACUCACUUUAACCUUUGACACAUAACAUAAUUUUAAUCUAUAUUAGACUUAACAUCAUGUAAAUGCAUUAUGAAAUCCAUUACAUGUGUUUCCAUGCCUCCAUUUUGCACCAGUCAGCACACAAAGUUCUUCAAACAGCCAUUCAAUCAUACACCAGCACUAUAGUGUCAUCUGAAUUUGUGUGUGUGUGUGUGUGUGUGUGUGUGUGUGUGUGUGUGUGUGUGAGAUUUUUCAAACUGACCAAGAGUGUUUCGAUAUGUGAUUCGUUAGUUCCUUGAUGAUUUGAUUGAUGGGAGUAAUUUGUAAAAUGUAUUAUAAAUCAUGUGAACUUAAAGGCUAGCAUUUGUUAAAAUGCUAGUGUAUCUCUCUCGUCUUUCUCACAUUCUUGGACACAUAGCCAUCACUAAGCUAUCUUCAGAUCACUUUUGCUGAAAAAAUAUAUAUAUAUAUAUAUAUAUAUAUAUAUAUAUAUAUAUAUAUAGGGCUGUCGAUUUUUUUUUUGUCGCAUUAAUUCCGUGCAAUUAAUUUUAUAAAAAAUAACGCGUUAAAAAAAAUGUACGCAAUUAAUCACAAUGCCCCCAGACCGUAAUAAGGAAGAUUCCUGAGAAAUGCAAACUUGUAGUACCACCUGUUUAAUCCAGAGGGCAGUAAGUGAAACUUCAGCUGUGUGGGCAACACGCAGUUUAUACAGUGAAGAAAACAACCAUCCAGCAGCAGUACAAUACAAACAUGCGUUACGUUCUUGCAUUCAAAUACUUGAUGGAGUGCAAAUCCGAACUAAGGGAUCUCAGGAUGUGUUCUAGGUAUUAAACUAUAUUUAACUUGACACAGUGACCAUAAAUUUUGUUUAUGACGCAACACACCCAAGAUGCUACACAAUCAUAUCUGAUGCAGGAGUGAAGGGUCCUUAAACAAGCCCUCAUAAUAAAUCUCGAACUGAUUGACAAAUUCACUUGUGAAAUGGAUUGCUGUGAACUGUAUGCCAAUGAUUGAUUUAUGGUCAUUAAUAUGGUAGUAAACAAUGUAUUGUAUUCUGAAACCACUUAUCUAAUGCAUUUUAAUUAUCUGAACAUGUUCUAUUUUAUAUAUAUAUAUAUAUAUAUAUAUAUAUAUAUAUAUAUAUUAAUAUUUAAAGAUAACUAUGUAUAAUUAUUUCAUCAUUAUAUAUUGAAUUAUUGUUAUAUGAGGGACUUUCUCAGCAAAUAUUUGUAUCUGCGAUUAAUCGCGAUUAAUUAUUCGGGACACCAUGUAAUUCAUUCGAUUAAAAAUUGUAAUCAAUUGACAGCCCUAAUAAAUAUAUAUACGUAUAUACAGUAUAUACUGUUAGAUCAAAAAAAUUAUAAUAUUUGCAGAGUAAAUGUGUUGCGUUUGCAUGGCUCAGCCAAUGUUUUUCACUGCACUCUUCCUUGGAUUUAGGCUUUUAUUAAUGUACAAAUGUAACUUUGUUGUUGCGGAUGUCAAUGGGGCUUUUUUGUCACCAAGAGUUCUUAGUGAUCACUCUGCUCUCCAUUUUGCCUUCACUGUAUAGAGAAAACAAAACAUCUGCUUUUUAUCACCAAAGACGACCUCAUACGCCCUUCCUUAAUGAAAAUCAGAUUAUGAGCCAAUCAGAAAGUGAGGGUGGGAAUACUGCGGUAUUCCAUUAUUCCUUUUGGUAAUAGUUGUGAAAGAGAUAUUUACUUGUACUUUCUAGUUCUAAAACAGUUUUGAAAUGGACUGGGAGCACAAAAACUUUGGAGAUCAGUUCUAAAAUGGUCUGCAUUCAUCAAUCAGCUGCUUUUAUAUUGAGCCACAAGUGUGUGGAGAAAAAACUAAACAAAAAAACAAAUUGUAAUGCUUGACAUUUAUUUGUGACUGUUAGAAGCUGACAUUAGAAGCUGGAAUUGUUUUACAUUCAUUUGAGCUUCCUUUGGUGAGAGCAGUGAUCAAUUAAAGUUUUGUUUAGCUGUUAAAAAUGUGUUCACCGUUUAGGACUUUUUGGGUUAAGGCUUGUUCAGGGCAUUUGCUGUAGUACGAAUGGCUUAUCGUUUUCAUGAAUGGACUUAUGUGGACGAGACUGCAAGUAAAUAGAUGUGUCCGGGUAUGGCACAUUUAUUGGUUGUUUAUGGAUGAUGUAAUGAUGAUGCGAUGUGGAAUGUUUCAAUGGUUUGGAUGUUUGUGAAUAUGAAUAAUGAAUAUUAUGUCAUAAUUUACUCACAUUCAAACUUGUGUGACUUUCUUUCUUCAGAACACAAAUGGCGAUGGUUGGCAGAAUGUGAAGGACCUGCAGUCUCAGUCCCCAUUCAAAUACCAAAAGAUGCAAUAAAAGUGAUUGGCGGCUGAGGUUGUCAGUCCUUAACAUUCUGCCUAGCAGCGCCAUUUGUGUUCCAUCGAGGAAAGAGUCGGUUUACGACCAACAUGAGGGUGAGUAAAUAAAGACAGAAUUUUCAUUUGGAAAUGAAAUUUAAGAUGAGGGGAGGGAAGUUUCAAGAGAAGGAUUUCACUGAAGAAAAUGUUGGUGAAAAAAGCAAUACUUGACUUUGGCCGUUGUGUAUUUCUCUGAGCAAGUUGCUACAUUUCAGUAGAGGAUGCCUGGCGACAAUAAGUGUAAACUAUUUUUAAUGCUGUGAUGAAAUGCUCAAAAUGCCUAUACAAUCUAAUUUCUAGAUUAAUGCAAUAUAUUUUUGAUGUAAUAGAAAUAGGAAUUUGAUGUUUCAUGAAAUGAGACAUCUCAGACACAUCAUCUGUAAUUGUGUGUGUGUGUGUGUGUGUGUGUGUGUGUGUGUGUGUGUGUGUGUGUGUGUGUGUGUGUGUGUGUGUGUGUGUGUGUGUGUCAAAGGGACGUGCUAAGUCAAACUCCUCUGCAUGCUGGUAUUGUCUUUUUUUGUUACAAUCUUAAAUUGGUGAAGGUAAUUCAGUCUUACUGUAACUAGUAAUCUCAUAUUAAGUGUAAUUCAUAUUUCAUUUUCAUCCUUAGUGGAAUUUUGUGGUACAUUACUGACUGUGUUUAGCACAGUGUUUGUCUGAAAGAAAUUAAAUUUAGUUGAGUUCUGCUAUAUCUGUAAUUUAGACUCAUAAGACUAAUGUUGUUUGUUUGUAUGUGGGAGAAAUAACAAGAGAUUACGGUUCACUGCGGUUUGGCUGUGAUGUGUUGAUAUGGGACAGUGCAGAUUUCAAAGUCUUCCAUGUGAAGAUAGUACUGAUAGGCGUAUGGCUACAUGCAUCAUGCUAGAUUCUAAAUGUUAAGUGCAUUGUGUAAAACAAACCACUAAAGUGUUGCUGUACAAUUAUAAACGUUAAUAUGAAAUCUCAUAGGUGUUAUUUAGCCAUAUCCAAGUUCGCUCUCAAAAAGUGUCUGCCACUUUAAUGUGCAAUGAGAUUUAUGUAAUAUAUAAUAUUAUAUAGUUAUAAUGUAAUAAAGUCUCAAUAAAGAUUUUGUA
Xyrauchen texanus (razorback sucker) is the source of this 6258-nucleotide messenger RNA. Its product is annotated as protein EFR3 homolog A-like. The record is from RefSeq and is a predicted model, not a curated record. Gene Ontology annotation, cellular component: plasma membrane. Lineage: Eukaryota; Metazoa; Chordata; Actinopteri; Cypriniformes; Catostomidae. The transcript has 24 exons. Gene Ontology annotation, biological process: protein localization to plasma membrane. Bases 379 to 2742 code for a protein of 787 amino acids.